Malania oleifera is the source of this 2446-nucleotide messenger RNA. RefSeq lists its product as uncharacterized. The coding region runs from base 178 to 2196 and encodes 672 amino acids. The record is from RefSeq and is a predicted model, not a curated record. Gene Ontology annotation, cellular component: GPI-anchor transamidase complex. Lineage: Eukaryota; Viridiplantae; Streptophyta; Magnoliopsida; Santalales; Ximeniaceae. Gene Ontology annotation, biological process: attachment of GPI anchor to protein. The transcript is spliced from 5 exons.
GGUUUCAUGACAUUGGAAAGCGAAGAAAGAGAUUAAAAAGAUUGAUGGUUUAAAAAAAAAAAAAAAAUCACUGCGAGCACAAUCCCCAGCUCUCCUUCAUUCCGUAGCAUUUUCUGGAGCUUGGGAGGGCACUCCCAUGGCGGAUCAUCCGCAUCCCAUCUCGUAGCGUAACCCUACAUGGGGCCAAUCACAAUGCUCCUUCCGCGAGGCGCUCUCCCUCUUCUCCUGCUACUCUCAACUCUCUGCACCUGUACUCCAAUCGCAGCCAGAUCAGACGGCGGAGCAGAAGAGUUCUCGGAGGAGCUGUUGUUGAAGCCGUUGCCUGAUCGGAAGGUCCUCGCACACUUCCAUUUCGAUAGCAGAGCUCCUCCUACCAGCACCUAUGGCCGCCAUCACCACCUCUUUCCCAAAGCCAUCUAUCAGCUGGUCCAGAAAUUUCGGGUUCGGGAAAUGGAGUUGUCUUUCACGCAAGGUCGCUGGAAUUAUGAACGCUGGGGUGGGCUUGACCCCAUAUCAAGCAACAAUGCAAAGCCUCCCGGAGUUGAGUUGUGGGCUGUUUUUGAUGUUCCGCAACAUGAGGUUGAUGCUUCCUGGAAAAAUUUAACCCACACACUUUCUGGUCUCUUUUGUGCUUCAAUCAACUUUCUAGAGUCUUCUACUACUUAUUCUGCUCCUGAUUGGAGCUUUCGCCCAUUUUCAGGCAGUUUGAGGUAUGGUACAUUGCCCCGUGAGGCUGUUUGCACUGAAAACCUAACCCCUUGGUUGAAGCUGCUUCCUUGUCGAGACAAAGCUGGGCUCUCUGCAUUAAUGGACAGGCCAUCCAUCUACAGAGGAUUUUAUCAUUCGCAGAGGCUGCAUUUGACCUCUACUGAAUUUGGUUCUGCAGUGGAGCACUCGGGGAUUAUUCUUGAGCAGACCCUUUCAGUUGUUCUUCAACCUAAUAAGCAGAUGGCUAGUAUGUCUUAUUCCAGUGACCAAUCAUUGCAACCAAGUUGGUCAUUGAGCUCAAUUUUUGGGAGGAAAGUUGGUGGAAGAUGUGUUCUGGCCAAGUCUAGUAAUUUGUAUAUUCAACUUGAGAGCGGGCUGGUCUCUGAACUGAUAAAUUUGCAAAAGGAUCAGAGGUCUGGAGCUGACAAUGUAGCCUUUGAUGGUUCUUGGACUAACCCAGGCUUUGAAUUGUCUGCUGUCCCAAAUAGGGUGAUUAAAGAAGUGAAUAAUUUGCAGACCAAGAGCUUAUCUAUAUUUUAUGAGUUCUUGAUUGGUAACUACAAUAGCUCUAAACCAUUUGAUGUGGGGUUUACAUGGAAGUAUCCUUUAGUAUGGUCAUGUCCUCAAGCACCGCUACACGCUAGUAGGUUUUUAAUGGGAAGUGGAAAUGAAAGGGGUUCUAUUGCCAUCUCUUUAAAAUCUAGUGGACUGAGUGAGGGUUUCCUGGGUGUUGAUAUGACAGACCGUGGGUGUAGACUGCAGGUUAAUGUGUUUCAGGUUGUGCCUUGGUAUGUUAAGGUUUAUUUUCACACCCUAAAAGUGUAUGUUGAUGAACGUUCUCAGUCUGCCUCUGAUGUCAUUGAGAAAAUGCGUGUUUCACCAUCUAAAGACAAGGUGUCACCGGGGGUGAUGGAGAUGGUGUUGAAACUUCCUUGUGCUGUGCAGUCAGCUGCAUUGACUAUAGAGUUUGACAAGGGUUUUCUGCACAUCGAUGAGUAUCCUCCAGAUGCUAAUCAGGGAUUUGACAUCCCAUCCGCUGUAAUAAGUUUUCCCGACUUCCAAGGAAGCAUGAAUUUUCCCAAAGACAACUCUUUGAAUCAAUUGCCCAUGUUAUCUAAAUUGCAGGAAGGAAAUCCUGUUGUGUCUUAUACAGAAGUAUUACUUGUCCCCUUGACAACUCCUGACUUUAGCAUGCCAUACAAUGUUAUCACAAUCACGUGCACAGUGUUUGCUUUAUAUUUUGGAUCUCUACUCAAUGUACUUAGAAGACGUGUUGGUGAGGAGGAAAGAUUUUUAAAAGCCAAAGCUGCCAAGAAGACUGGUAUGCUUCCUCUGCUGCUUUCUAAGUUUUCUGCCAAGCUGAGAGGUAGACGGUGGGAACCACAACAAUCACCUCCAUCUUCAUCAUCACAAAACCGCUUUCGGCUGGUACUCAAAGUCAUAUUGGUGGCUCUAAUUGCUGUUGGUUUGCACUACUAUCUUGAAUGAGCUUUAGGUGCAAAGCAGUACUCUUCCUGUAGAAUAUGUGCUAAAAAAGGAUAUUGACUUAGGAAUUUCUAAAGAAAUUUUUUUUUUCCAAGUAAAUGAUAUUUCUUUGAUUUAUAGACAAAUUUUGUAACAUAUCUAAAUUACCCAUCUGUAGCUUUGCUAAAAUUUGUUGGUAUAUAUGACUGGUCCUGAGGUGAGUCGUUAUUGUAAAAAUUUUAUAUUUCCAAAUUUAUGGAGAACGUUUAGAUUA